UUGCUCUUCCAUGUCUUCAGUAGUAGUUCCAUGUCCAUAUAUUAUUAUUUCAUGACUAAGUCUAUCCAUAGUCAUAGUUCUAGAUUCUCUAACUCUAUAGAUCUUGAAACAAAAUCUAUACCUAUAGAUUAGAUCUAGACAGUCACUUGGAAGGCCAAUUUUAGGAUAAACAAAUAUCAAGGAUGAAUUCCCAAAGACUGCUGUCUAUUCUAGUUUCAAGAACACUGACUCAAAGAACACCAGCCCCCUCAAUACAAUCAUGGUCAAGAUUACGGGCUACUUCAGUUGUCCAAGAAAAACGCUUUUGUUCCUCUGUACCUAAACCACAGAAACAAUUAGUGAAUGUGACAUUUUUAUUGCGGGAUGGUAAGAAACAACAAGUCAAGGCUAAAGUGGGUGACAAUUUAUUGGACAUCAUAAUUGAAAACAAUGUGGAUAUAGAUGGAUUUGGUGCAUGUGAAGGAACCCUGGCCUGCUCAACAUGUCAUUUAAUCUUCAAGCCAGAAGAUUUCAACAAGCUACCUGAUAAGCCCACAGAUGAAGAGCUAGAUAUGCUAGAUUUAGCAUUUGGACUAACUGAAACGUCACGGUUAGGUUGUCAAGUCAUAGUAACAAAAGAUAUGGAUGGCCUUGAGAUAACAGUGCCGAAAGGAGUUUCAGAUGCAAGGAAAUGAUGUGUUUGAUUUCCCAUGAGGUUCACUAGUUCCAGAAAGAUUCAAAGACUAAAUUAAGAAAUUCUCCAGAAAGAAUAAUUAUCAGGCUGUACUUGUAUAGAACUAGACUAAAUAAUAUGCACAUUCUUGUUAACUUAAGAUUUUAUUCAAUGAUUAUGUUGAUAUUCUGUAACAGGGGUUGGCAGUCCCUUAGUAUUGCUGUUUGCCACAAUAAGAUAUUCAAAUCCUUUUGUCUAAGUAUAUAAACCAUUUUUAUGGGUAGCUAUUAUUGAAACAAUUUUAUUCUCUUUGAAAUUCUUUUAAUAUUUUAAUAAGUCAAAGAAUUUAAACACCCUUAAUGUUUUAGUACUUUGCCUCUUCAUUUUUAAAACCAAUUUUCAUGCCAGUAAUCCAUGUUUCUGAAUCAGUUGGGGCACCACAUAUGAUCAACCAACUAGUUCCCUCCAUUCCUCUAUUUUCUGCCAUCCUAAAUUUCUUAGACAAUUGUAAGGCCUUUCAUUCUUAAUAUUAUCUUCCUACUUUUUUUCCCACUUUCUUUUGACAUUGCUUACUGCCAAGAUAUUUCAAACUUGAUGUUAUAAACUAAAAAAGUCCAAACUGUAUUUUGGUAAUAAACAUUAGAUGUUCAGGAAAUAGUCCCUCUUUAGGUGUAUCCUAAAAAAAUUUGGCAAGCAGCUCAAUUCUUAGUACCAUGCCAGUAGGACUGGAUAGGGGAGGGAUAUAGGCUGCAAAAGAAAAGAAAAGGAACUUUUCUGAUAUUGGGUAGUCUGAAACAGAUUUUAAAGAGGUUAGUGAAAAGUAAAGCUCAUAUGCAUGGGUCACUUGAACUCUACUGAAAAGGAAAAUAACUUUGUGUAAUUAUUAAAAAAUAUUUCAAUACCAGAUAUCUGAUUUGACCACAAACAUCUAAAUAGAUCAAACAUCUAAUUAGUUCAGAUAGAGAAUUGGUAGAUAUUUGUAAAACUAAAACUCACUCAAAAACAUUGGUAACAGGCAUACUAGAUGUCUUCUUUCUGACAUCAUCCUUGUCAUCUUACGUUUAUGUAUUCAUUUUCUAGAAUGUAAUUGCACUGUGCCUAAUGAAAUGUACAUAAUUGGGUGAAACUUGUGUCACAAUAAAACCAUGCUGAAAUUACAUUUAUAGCUCUUUGUCUGAGUUUACUGUGACAAGAUAGUCUGACAUUUUAUCAAGGAGGAAACUUUUAAACAUUUUAAAAUCCAAUAUUUCUUGAAUACAGGAUAGCUUCUUUUUUAUUGGAUAUAUCCUUGAACUGAAAUUUAUUUGUCUUUUUCAGCAAGAAAAAAUAUGUUUUAAUUUAUAUUUCCAGAAAAAAAAAUGAUAUUUAAAAAAAAAAUUGUGUUUCUAUCAUUUUCUUAGGUACGCCAUUAUGGUGUACCAUGUCAUGGCUUGUAUGUUUUUCAUAGUUUGCCCACCCCUGUUCUAGAAGAGUAAUUGUAUUGGUUACAUUUUGUCGUCAUUUGAUAUAUUACUGAUUUGAAAUGCUAAUAAAUAGAAGAUUUGAACUACUACUAAAUAGAAAAUGAUUCUGAUUCUGAUUUUUUAAAAAUUGUUAAUGUCAUUAUAAUAUAUUAAAUUAUUUUUAAGAAAAUAUCAUGCAGUUUACUAAGUCUUAUUUCUAUUGCAUUUAGGAUGUGACAAAAACGUUGUGUCAAAUGUCAUUCUCUCCCACGAAUUUUAUGUUAUCCAAUUUUUACUUUAAAAUGUUUGUUUCCUUAUUGAUUUUUAUAGUUCAAGGUUAGUAGCCCUUAUGCAAUAUAUAGUUGUGCAGCAGAAUGUAAGGCCAGUGUCAAAUUAUGAAUUCAGUGUCACUUUAACUAAGAUAGAUGACAUGUCUGAAUCCCCAUAUCACAAAUUAAUACAUCAUGAUUUAAAUAUUUACUGUUACAUAGCAUUUAUUGAUCAAAUGCCAUGUUCUUAAAAAGUACAUUUACUGCGAUGACAAACCUUUUCUCAUAUCACUGAAAAGGGAAUGUUUGUAAAAUGCUAAGUAUGCAUAUAGUUGAUUUUGUUAUAUUUUUUUUUCCAUUGUUGAGUAAUGUACUAUAUAAAUAAUUAUGUUUACCAUACAUCCAUACUACAGUACAUUAGCCACUGUUUUGUGGGCUGCACUUGUUGUACUUGCAAUGUAUUGGAUGUUUGUUAUCUUGGUGCUUUCAUGUAGAACAUUAUUUGCUAUACAAUUACAGUGAUACUGCUCUUGUAAUACUAUCACCCAGUAUCUAUGUAUGUUUGUGCAAAUCAAUGCAAAGGCAAAGCUGCACAAAAGAAAAAAAAAUAUCUGUUACAUGUUUUUUUCUGCAUAAAAGCAAUAUCAUUUUAGAUGUAAAAAAAAAAAAAGUACCCUUUCAAGCCUUGUAGUGCAGAUGAUGUAAAGUAUAUGGCCAAUGGAUAACAAGGGUGUCAUGUGGCCAGCACAAUAAUCAUUUACUUCUCAAAAUCCUGAAAUUCAAAAUCUUAGUCUUCACCGAGAUCGAAUGCAAGCCCCCUCGAUUCAAAAUCCAAGCACUUUACCACUCAGCCACCACACUGUGGUAAUUUUAUUAAUUUCCACUAGGUCAAUUAAAAUAUGAAAACUAGUGACUAAUUUUAUCUUUUUAGCAUACUAUUAACAUGCUAACAUAUAAAUAUAUUAGAAGAACUGUUCCAAAGAAGUUUAUUGUAUGACUUAUCAGUAAAAAAAACAACACAACUUUUAUUCAUAUUUGAAAUGUUUAAAAUAGAUGCAGAUAAUGAAAUCAAUGUUUACCAGCAUCAGAGAAAUAGACAUAAUAUAUGUAUAUGGGUAAGCUACAUACAUUUCCCAGUUGUUGUUUUUUUAAAGUAGUAAUGUCCACUCUCACAGAUUUCAAUGAGAAUAGAAUACUACUGUAGCAACUUGGUCAAUGAAAGGCCUAUACAAUGGUUGUCAACUAUAAUUGCUGGAUUGAUGAAUUAACUUUUGUUCAUUUGUGACUGCCCAGAAGUAGGUUGCUAGAUAGGAAGCGAAUGUUGUGUGUGAUUUGGUGAAUGUAUUUAGUGUGUGUCAACAGAUUUUAGAAUUUAUUUUAAUCGGAUUUUUAACAGAAAAAAAAAGAUGAAUGCAUAAUAAAAGAAAUGCUCACAAUA
Messenger RNA from Biomphalaria glabrata, 3801 nucleotides. RefSeq names its product adrenodoxin-like protein 2, mitochondrial. Gene Ontology annotation, biological process: positive regulation of oxidoreductase activity; P450-containing electron transport chain. Lineage: Eukaryota; Metazoa; Mollusca; Gastropoda; Planorbidae. Gene Ontology annotation, molecular function: 2 iron, 2 sulfur cluster binding. The record is from RefSeq and is a predicted model, not a curated record. Gene Ontology annotation, cellular component: mitochondrion. Bases 183 to 674 code for a protein of 163 amino acids. The transcript is spliced from 5 exons.